AUGGGGUUGAUUAAAAGAGUGAAUGCAUGGUCCAAUGAUAGGAUUCUGGAUUAUCUAUCAGUGAACCCUACAAGAGAUGAGAUUACACAUUAUAAAGUUGAUCCAUUCAAUGAAUCCGAUGAUUCAAUUGUUAAACUUCAUACGAUGAAGAAUUUUGCGAACAUUACCUGUCUAGAUUAUUCUGAUUCUACCCCAGGUAUGGUUGGUGUAGGUGAAAAAGAUGGGUUUGCAAAGAUCGUUAAUGUAUUAACGAAUGAUACAGAGCUCUCGGUAAGGGCCAAAUACCGUCGUUGUGUUAAUACGAUAUCAAUGAGUAAUUCUGGACUAAUAGCGAUGGGUCUUGAUAGACACAAACAGGAUUCAUCAUUAAAGAUUUGGGAUGCUAAUUAUCAACAAGCAGGGGAGCAGAUUGUUAAUACAACCUUUGAGUAUUGUGUGAAUGAAUCAAUCGUCUCUUCAAGAUUUUUAAGUGAAAUAUCUUUAAUUGCAUCAAGUACCAAAUUUCUUAAAGAGAUAGAUUUAAGAACAAAGAACCCUGUAUAUCAACAUCCUACUCGUUUAUCGUAUGACAUUAAAUUGAACCCAUUUAAUGAUUGGUUGUUCAGUACAUAUGGUGAUGAUGGGACAUUAUCUAUAUGGGACAGAAGGAAGUUAACUAGAGGUGUAAUCCCCGGGGAUCUAAGUUUGGCAUCCCCUUUAUUAACAUUCGAGAAACUGGUUGGAUCAGGUGCAGCUUCAAGAAAAUAUAUGAAUUCCUGCUUCAGAUGGUCGUCCAUACAGAACGGAGAAUUUGCAACAUUGCACAGAGGUGAUACUAUCAAGAGAUGGAUGCUAGGUUCGUGCCAGGAUGUGGACGAAGAAACUGGAAUGGAAUCACAAGAAUUAUUCGUUUCGAAAGUUCAUGAUAUACAAACGACUUAUGAUAGAGUCGCAACGUUUGAUUAUAUUCCAAAAGGACAACAUAGGGUGAGUAUUAUCUGUAUGCGUCAUUCUGGUACAGUUUAUAGAAUGCCAGUUACACCUUCUUAUUCCACAACUGUGUUUAAUUUUGAUAACUCUCUAUUGUUAUCAAAUGCGGAGACACCAGAGAUUGAUGAAUUCCAAGUAGUUCAAACUGAUUCAAACUCUACACUAGAAAAUGUGAAGACCGAUUUAAGGAAUCUCUCAUUUGAAGAUUUGGGAUUAGGUGAUGAUUAUGUGCCACUGAAUGAGGAUGAUAAAUUUUCAACACCUACAGAUGGUGGAUUAUUACCGGGAGAGGACAGACAAGAAUUAAAUCCGACUAUGAGAAACCGUAAUAAUUCAGCUUCCAAUGAUGAAGUUGAAACUAAUUAUGAUGCUGACGAGGAUCCUAAUAAUCUUUUGGAGGAAGGUGAAGAUUCUGCAUUAUAUUGGAAAGCAGAUAGGUUAUUACAAAAGGAUAUUACUGUCAUUAUGAAAAUGAGAGCAAAGUUAGGUUAUGGGUUAGAUCCGAUGUCUACCGUGGAAAUGAUAGAUAAGUCUAAAGCAUUACAAAAUAAUGCGUAUAUUAGAAAUACUUGGAGGUGGAUUGCCAUUGCGAAGGCAUCUGUAGAAGAUGGUACUAUUGUUUCUGAUGAUUUAGAUUUAGGUUAUGAAGGUAUUCUUGGUAUUUGGAAUGGUGUCACUGGAAUAGCAAAUCAAAACAGAUACACCAACGAUUCUACGUUGUCUGAAAAACAAUUAAUUAGAGAAAUGGAAAAAAUUAUCAAAUUAAGGAAAAAAUACAAAACAAGUUUAGGCCAUAAGAGCCCCGUUUCAAAUUUUUCAAACUCACAAAAACAUAUUCAAAGAAGAUUAUGUCUCAUUAUAUCAGGCUGGGACUUAUCACCAUCUGAUUACGAGGAUAAAUAUAAUUUAAUUAUUGGUAAUGGUCAUUAUGAAAAAGCAGCAGCCUGGGCUGUUUUCUUUGGAGAUAUCCCUAAAGCUGUUGAGAUUCUUGGAUCAGCCAACAAUGAAAGAUUACAGCUGAUAGCUACAGCAAUUGCCGGGUAUCUUGCAUACAAGGAUCAACCUGGUAACAAUGCUUGGAGAGCUCAAUGCAGGAAAAUGUCAUCAGAACUGGAAGACCCUUACUUAAGAGUAAUUUUUGCCUUCAUUGCUGAUAACGAUUGGUGGGAUAUUCUAUACGAACCAGCAAUCUCAUUACGUGAACGUCUAGGUGUCGCAUUAAGAUUCCUAAGCGAUGUAGACCUUACGAGAUUUUUAGAGAGAACCUCUACUCAAGUUAUCUCCAAUGGUGAAUUAGAGGGUCUUAUCCUAACUGGUAUCACUCCGACGGGUAUCGAUUUGCUUCAAUCAUACGUCAAUAAGACAAGUGAUGUCCAGACUGCUGCAUUAAUAUCUAUAUGUGGGUCUCCUAGAUAUUUUAAUGAUAUACGAGUAGAUGCAUGGGUAGAAAGUUACAAACGAAUGUUAAAUGCAUGGGAGUUGUUCCCUAUGAGAGCAAAAUUUGAUGUAUUGAGAACAAACCUGUCAUGUACAAGCUCUGGUACGAUUACCACCAAACCAAAACCUAGACAAUUAUACAUACAAUGUCCAAGCUGUAAGAUGAAUAUCAAUACACCAAAUAAUACUGAAUCUGGAAAUAUUUUAAACGAUGCAGCCUCAACAAACUCUAACCCCAAAUUACCUGUGCAAAAUAUCUUCUCUGGUACAGGGAAAUAUGCCAACCCGAAGAAAGUACAGCACAAACAUUCAUGUCCACAUUGUGGUACACCAUACCCAAGAUGUGCUAUAUGCCUGAUGCCUCUAGGAACAUCAAACUUACCAUUUAUUAUUAAUGGUAUCUCCCAUGACGAUGAAGAAGACGAGCAAGAAAAUGAACAGCUACAAUUUCAAGAUGAAGAUGGAAUGGAAAUGAAACAUUCAACAUCAUCUCUUGGAUACAACAGACGGAAAAGGAGACUUCAUGAAUGGUUCAGUUUCUGUCUAACAUGCAACCAUGGGAUGCAUGCUGGCCAUGCAGACGAAUGGUUUGCAAGACAUAACAUCUGCCCAACACCAGGGUGCAGUUGCAAGUGCAACACGCUCUAG
This is a messenger RNA of Maudiozyma saulgeensis, 3054 nucleotides long. NCBI's taxonomy places the organism in Eukaryota, Fungi, Ascomycota, Saccharomycetes, Saccharomycetales, Saccharomycetaceae. The record is from the annotation of a GenBank genome assembly.